This is a messenger RNA of Salpingoeca rosetta, 1760 nucleotides long. RefSeq lists its product as uncharacterized. The transcript has 6 exons. Gene Ontology annotation, cellular component: extracellular matrix. Gene Ontology annotation, molecular function: cell adhesion molecule binding. NCBI's taxonomy places the organism in Eukaryota, Choanoflagellata, Craspedida, Salpingoecidae. The record is from RefSeq and is a predicted model, not a curated record. Gene Ontology annotation, biological process: cell adhesion; extracellular matrix organization. Bases 123 to 1760 code for a protein of 545 amino acids.
CACAGCAGCCUCAUUUGCGUUCAUCCUCAUUCAACCUCUCCCACGCAGCAUCUUUCUUUGACAAACGCAAGAGUUGAAUCGCUUGCGCUCUAUUCAUAUCAUCACACACAUUGACCACCAAGAUGAUGGCCACGAAGGUGCUUGCGCUUGUGGCACUGUUUGCCGCUGCCACUUCAGCCACAAGCAUCCUUGACUGCGACCAGGAUUCGCGAGCAACUUUCUUCCAACAAUGCUGUGUGAACGACCAGCAGAUUUACAUCAGCAUCGACUUCUGCGCACGCAACGAGUUCUUCCAAAACGACGUUGAGGGCUGCAGCACGUUUGCCGACAACUGCCCCCUGCGCGCCAGCGUGCAGGACCAGAUUGAGAACCGUGACCCGCUUGCCGCCAUCGACCACUGCCUCCCCGACGAGAUCACGCUCGAGACGGACCGCGGCGAGGCCGAGGUGCGCGGGGUGUGGUCCAUCAGCACUUCCGGCUCCGACUACCAGGGCGGCACGUUCAUCCACGACAACUUCCGCCACGGCGCCCGCGCUUUUGCUCGCUUCAGCGCAAGCUUCCUUGCUGGCGGCGACUAUGAUGUGUACAUCUCGUACGGCGUGCACCCUGUGCACUCGAGCAACGUCGCCGUCUCCGUGCAGUCUGCCAACGACUACCAGAUUGUGUAUGUGGACCAGAAGACCUCUCCCCCAGGCGAUGACGGCAUGACCGGUUACGAGAAGCUCGGCACGUUCACGUUCACCGGCUUUGACGACGAUGAGUACGUGCAGGUGAACACGGCUGGCACAGACCGGUACGAGCUUGUGACUGCAGACACGGUGCGCUUUGUGCGUGUGCCUUGCCCAAGCACCACCACGACCACAACCACCACGACAACGACGACCACCACGACCACCACCACUACGACGACCACAACCACGACCACAACCACCACGACCACAACCACCACCACAACCACGACGACCACAACCACCACCACAACCACCACCACCACAACCACCACCACUACCACCACCACCACAACCACUACGACGACCACCAACACGCCGCAGACGUACGCGGAGUGCGCGUUUGCGUGCCGCUUCGACGCUGCGCAGUGCCGCCUGGCGUGCGACGGUGUGCUGCUUCCGUUUUACUGCCGUCUCGGGUGCAAGCAGACCGAGCACGACUGCAUGCAGGACUGCGAAGCCAUUGCCGAGGCAACACGCGACCAGACCACCAUCCCCACCUCCACCACGCCGCGUCCGACCACAACCACAACCACACGGCCCAUGACCACGACUCGCACCACCACCCGCGCCCCGACGACCACCACCACCCGCACCACGACGACGACCACCACCACCGUCAGGACGACGACGACAACCCCGACAACGCGCACAACCACGCCCGGCGUGCCCACCACCACCUUUGCCGGCUGCCCGCCAACCCGUGAUUGCCGGUGCAAGCCCGGUGCCGUUGCGGUGUAUUUUGACGACAGCAACGGCUGCCGCACGUGCUCGUGCGUGCUGAGCGACGCCACCACCACCACACAGGCUGGUGCCUCGACCACAACCACAGCCGCCGCGCCCACGACGACCACCACCACGCCUGCUGCCACCACCACCACGCCUGCUGCCACCACCACGACCGCCACAGGCUCCACCACAACAGUAGCGGGGACCUGCCCGCCAGAGCGCACAUGCCGUUGCAAGCCGGGUGCUGUUGCGGAGUACUACUAUGUCGGCGGUUGCAGGACUUGCCGCUGCGUCCUUGCCUAA